This is a messenger RNA of Sorex araneus (European shrew), 1002 nucleotides long. RefSeq names its product glyceraldehyde-3-phosphate dehydrogenase-like. NCBI's taxonomy places the organism in Eukaryota, Metazoa, Chordata, Mammalia, Eulipotyphla, Soricidae. The transcript has a single exon. Gene Ontology annotation, biological process: glucose metabolic process. Gene Ontology annotation, molecular function: NAD binding; NADP binding; oxidoreductase activity, acting on the aldehyde or oxo group of donors, NAD or NADP as acceptor. The coding region runs from base 1 to 1002 and encodes 333 amino acids. The record is from RefSeq and is a predicted model, not a curated record.
AUGGUGAAGGUCGGAGUGAACGGAUUUGGCCGCAUCGGGCGCCUGGUGACCAGGGUGGCCAUCAUGACGGGCAAAGUGGAGAUCGUGGCCAUCAACGACCCCUUCCUCGACCUCAACUACAUGGCCUACCUGUUCCAGUACGACUCCACCCACGGCAAGUUCCGGGGCUCGGUGAAGGCCGAGGACGGGAAGCUGGUGGUCAACGGCAGGGCCAUCCUUAGCUUCCAGGAGCGGGACGCCGCCAGCAUCCGGUGGGCCGAGGCCGGCGCCGAGUACGUCGUGGAGUCCACGGGCGUGUUCACGACCCUGGAGAAGGCUGCCGCGCACCUGAAGGGCGGCGCCAAGCGGGUCAUCAUCACGGCCCCCUCGGCCGACGCCCCCAUGUUCGUCAUGGGCGUGAACCACGAGAAGUACCACAAGGACCUGCAGAUCGUCAGCAACGCGUCCUGCACCACCAACUGCCUGGCCCCGCUGGCCAAGGUCAUCCACGAAAACUUCGGCAUCGUGGAGGGGCUCAUGACCACCGUGCACGCCACCACGGCCACCCAGAAGACGGUGGACGGGCCCUCGGGGAAGCAGUGGCGGGACGGGCGCGGGGCGGGCCAGAACAUCAUCCCUGCCUCCACGGGGGCCGCCAAGGCGCUGGGCCGCGUCAUCCCGGAGCUGGACGGGAAGCUGACGGGCAUGGCCUUCCGCGUCCCCGUCCCCAACGUGUCGGUCGUGGACCUGACCUGCCGCCUGGAGAAAGGCGCCAAGUACGACGAGAUCAAGAAGGCGGUGAAGCAGGCCGCCAAGGGGCCCCUCAAGGGCAUCCUGGGCUACACCAACGAACAGGUCGUCUCCUCCGACUUCAAUAGCAACACCUACUCCUCCACCUUCGACGCGGGCGCCGGCGUGGCCCUCAACGACCACUUCGUCAAGCUCAUUUCCUGGUAUGACAACGAGUUCGGCUACAGCAGCAGGGUGGUGGACCUGAUGGUCUACAUGGCCUCCAAGGAGUAG